GAUAGAGAGGUGCUGUGCUCCGGUGUGUCUUUCUGUCCCCUGCCGUGUGUAUGUGGAGAUGAGUGCAUGGACACAGCGUGAUCCCAGCGAUUGAUGAUUACCCUGCUGUGUGUGUGUGUGAUCAGGUCGUGUUGUUGGAGCUGGUGCGAAGACUCUGAACCCUGUCAUGGAGUCGGGAAAGCAGCUGACAGGCACUCUAGCCCUAGCAGUGUUUUCAGCAGUCUUGGGUUCUCUACAGUACGGAUACAGCCUGGGCGUCAUCAAUGCGCCACAGAAGGUGAUCGAGCAGCAUUAUGGGCGGUCCCUGGGGGUGCUCCCUGAGGAGCCUCUCCUCCUAUCAGAGAACGGUACAGGGACAGAAAAGCAGGAAGUGCAUCCCUCUGUGGUCAUGUAUUGGUCUCUGUCUGUGUCGAUCUUCUCCAUCGGGGGCGUGGUGUCGUCCUUCCUGGUGGGCUUCAUUGGAGACCUGAGAGGAAGGGUGAAGGGCAUGUUGAUGGUGAAUGUGUUAGCAGUAAUAGCAGGACUACUGAUGGUGAUGGCUAAGAUGUGGAAACCCCACGUCAUGGUCAUCGCUGGACGAUGUGUCAUGGGAUUCUACUGUGGUCUGUCCUCAGGAUUAGUUCCUAUGUAUAUAGGGGAGAUAGCUCCCAUGGCCUACAGAGGAGCUCUGGGAACCUUACAUCAACUGGCUAUUGUUACUGGUAUAUUACUGAGUCAGGUGCUAGGUCUAGAGUUCCUCCUGGGUAAUGACUACUACUGGCCGCUGCUGCUGGGUCUGUCUGGAGCUCCUGCUGUGCUACAGUCUCUACUGUUGCCACUGUGUCCUGAGAGUCCCAGAUACCUCUACAUCAAGAGAGGCAUGGUGGAGGAGGCCAAGAAGAGUCUGCGCCGUCUGAAGGGAGAGUAUGACCCAUCAGCUGACCUGGAGGAGAUGAGGAGGGAGAAGGAGGAGGUGGAGAAGGAGGUGCAAGUUUCUAUCGCCAUCCUGGUAUGUUCAAUAUCUAGUCUACUGAACAUCUGGUCUAUAGCUGUCUAA
Salvelinus namaycush (lake trout) is the source of this 1036-nucleotide messenger RNA. RefSeq names its product solute carrier family 2, facilitated glucose transporter member 2-like. The transcript has 7 exons. Gene Ontology annotation, cellular component: brush border; membrane. Lineage: Eukaryota; Metazoa; Chordata; Actinopteri; Salmoniformes; Salmonidae. Gene Ontology annotation, molecular function: hexose transmembrane transporter activity. The record is from RefSeq and is a predicted model, not a curated record. Gene Ontology annotation, biological process: monosaccharide transmembrane transport. The coding region runs from base 167 to 1036 and encodes 289 amino acids.